This is a messenger RNA of Xiphophorus hellerii (green swordtail), 2549 nucleotides long. Its product is annotated as serum amyloid P-component-like. Bases 1553 to 2233 code for a protein of 226 amino acids. The transcript has 4 exons. The record is from RefSeq and is a predicted model, not a curated record. Lineage: Eukaryota; Metazoa; Chordata; Actinopteri; Cyprinodontiformes; Poeciliidae.
CUUAAUAAAAUAGAAGCUUUAUAACUUCUUGACAAAACACAUCACCUUUGUCUCAUGAUCCCUCAGUGAAAGUGUUGAUUCCAACAAAAAUAUCUAAACCCAUAAAGGUCAUAAAAUACAAAUCAAAAACCUUCACAUUAUUUUACAAGAGUAAGCUAAAGCGCUUCCCUUUCAUAUUUCCCCAUUUAAAAAACUGCUGAGCUGGAACAAAUAAAACAAGUUUAGGGUUGUGUCUACAUUAAAAUAAAAAGAAAAAACAGAAAUAAAAUUAGUCAUUUAAAAAGUAUUAAAGUGAGAACUUGAGAUAAUAAAUGGAUAGAGGAUAAUGUAAAUGUCUCAUUAAGAGGUGAGAAGUAACUUUCUGUUAUCUGAAACAUUCAACUGUAAUGACAACUAAGAAAAUGUUUUUGUUUUUUGUCUAGUUGUAAGAUUUUCAGUUGCAAUGAUUCACAUUUUAUCACUAAAGAGUGAUUUAAAUCUCUUCACUGAUAGAAUAGUGAUUAAAUUUCACUAAGUCUUAACUUCAUGUGCAAGUAAAUACUGUGGAUAAACAGUUUUUCAUGCCAUUUGUAUCAAAUCAUAUACAAAUCAAGUAUGUAUUAUAUGUGUUUAAUAUUGUGUAGGAUGCAGCUCUGGAGACUGUAAGUCUGAAAGAGUGUAAAUACAGAAGUUUCCAUUUAAAGCUACGCACAAAAAAGCAAACACCUUUAACCUAACUUAACCCUUCACUUAUUAAAAAGAUUAUGUUGAGUUCAUCCAGCUGUUGAGUUUUUGUGUUUUGAAAUAACUUUGUUUCAUAGCAGAAAAGACAGUUUCGGAGUAUGAAAAGUUGCUUGAUUUAAAGUAAAAUGUGUAUAGAUAUAUAACACAAAAUAGUUAAAGAUUUUGUGUAAUUUGGAUGUCUUUUGAAAUAUUUGGAUAUUUUUCAUAGCAGAAAAGAGAGUUUUGGAAUAUUUCAAAUCAAACGCUGCUUGAUUUAAAAUAAAGUGUGCACAAAUGCUUUCUAUUUUGAUAAAUAACUCGCCUCUUUUUAUUUUCUUUAUAUUUCAACUAAGAAUCAAAGUUCCACUCAAACAUACACCAGUUUUUGUUGCUUAAUACACGCAGCCAUGAAUGAGAACUAUCUUAUCAAGUCACAGGUUAAUCAGGUUAAUGACCCUCUAAAUUCAGCUUAUCAAGAGCUAAAAAAACGCAUCGUUAGCAGGCCUGAUGAAAAAGAGAACCAGAUCAAAGAAGUUCUCACAAAAAAUGCCUGGAUAAAGUUAUGAUAUGACUUAGUAUAAAGGCACAAACCUCUCAGAGCUGCAUCAAAGUCUUCACACUGAUUUUUAAGGUAAGACCACUAUUUUGAACUUUGGCAAGAAAGUUAAUGGCUAAACAUUUUACAAAAGCCUCUGUUUCUUUACAGUUUCUUUUCAAUUUCCAUCAGAACUGUUUUUGUGGAAAUUCAAGCUGAAUUGAAAGUGUUGUUUUAGACCAGCUAGUAUAUUUGGGAUUUCUAAAGAGCAAUGGGAUCUUAAUGUUUUCCACAUAUUUUUGUCUCUUUUGUUAGAUGAUGAAGCUGCUGCUCUUAGUGGGAAUGCUGACAGCAUGUGCUGCAGUGAACCAAGAUCUGUCUGGCAAGAUGUUCACCUUCCCACUUCAAACCAACACAACUCAUGUGAAGCUAAAAACUACAAAACAGGAUUUUAAUGCAGUAACUGUUUGUCAAAGAUCCUUUACAGACCUCCAAAGAACCCACGUCCUAUUUUCUUUAGCCGUACCCACUUUUGCCAAUGGCUUUAUGGUUCUUUGGGAUGGCUCUGGCAAAGACUUGGUGAUCUUCACCCAGGAUAAAUUUGCAGUAUUUGGAAAAACUGACUACAAGCAAAACACAUGGCACUCUAUCUGCACCACCUGGGACUCCGCAUCUGGAUUGGUGCAGCUGUGGUUGGAUGGACUACCAUCAGUUAGAAAAUUUACCAGCUCUGGAUCAAACAUCAGAGGAUCUCUCAUAAUUAUGUUAGGACAGGAGCAGGACAGUCAUGGCGGCGGGUUUGACAUGAAGCAGUCUUUCGUUGGGAUGUUGUCUGAUGUCCACAUGUGGGAUUACGUCCUCUCUGCCUGUGAGAUCCAGAAAUAUGUGAAUGAACAGAACUUCACUCCAGGAAAUGUGCUGAACUGGGCGGCUCUGGAUUAUCAGAUAGUAGAAAAAGUGGUGGUAGAGAAUAAAGGUUUGUUCUUGAACUGUUAAACUAAUACCAUCACUUACAAAAAGUCGCAAUCAUAAAAGAAUGCCUGAUAUUAAAUAAUUGCUCUUUAUAUUCUUUUUUGUUGUUGUUGCUUCUUUUGAGACAUGCUUUUCAUGGGAAAAGAAUAACACACUCCCCACCCACUCACAUUCUCCGGUGAGUCACACACUGGUAUAUAAUGAGUACGAGACACUGUCUUCCUGUCACACAACCAGUCUAACAGAAUGCUUUAUGUGAGGGAGAGGUAAAUUGUAACUAUCUGUUCUUAUAAAAGCUUUGUUUUGUCUAUUAAUAAAUGAGAAAAGCCUGUGUUGCAUA